This is a messenger RNA of Ostreococcus tauri, 1371 nucleotides long. RefSeq names its product tRNA isopentenyltransferase. NCBI's taxonomy places the organism in Eukaryota, Viridiplantae, Chlorophyta, Mamiellophyceae, Mamiellales, Bathycoccaceae. Gene Ontology annotation, molecular function: tRNA dimethylallyltransferase activity. The coding region runs from base 1 to 1371 and encodes 456 amino acids. Gene Ontology annotation, cellular component: mitochondrion. Gene Ontology annotation, biological process: tRNA modification. The record is from RefSeq and is a predicted model, not a curated record. The transcript has a single exon.
AUGGCGCCGCCCCCGCUCGUGGUCGUCAUCGUCGGGCCCACGGGGUCGGGAAAGACCCGAUUGGCGAUCGAUCUCGCGCGCGCGCUCGGAGGAGACGUCGUGAAUGCGGACGCGCUGCAAAUGCACAGAGCGUUGCCGAUCUGCACAGCCCGCGUGCGCGACGACGAGACGCGCGGAGUCAGACACCAUCUGCUCGGAUUUGUCGAACAAGGUGAUUCGUUUGACGUCCGCGAGUUCGUCGACCGAGCGGGGACGAUCGUGCGCGAGGUGGUUGGCGAGGGACGAAGCGUCGUCGUCGCCGGCGGGACGAAUUACUACGCGCAGGCGCUCGUGAGCGACUCGUUGGUGGAUCUCAGCGAUGGAGAGAACGACAGUGAUUUACCAUGCGCUUCCAGCAUCGAUAACCGUCGAGAAACGGAGGGACGACGUACGGCCAUAGACGAUGGAACGGUCGACGCAGACGCCGGGACGGCGCAUGCGAGGCUCGCCGAGGUCGAUCCUGAGAGCGCGAAGCGGCUCCAUCCGAACGAUGUGCGGCGCGUUCGUCGGUACUUGGAGAUAUACAAAGAAACGGGACGCCCACCGAGCGAGAUAUUCAAAGAACGGCGAACUAUGCGAACGUUUAGGUCGCGUUUCGACUCUCUCGGAUGCCGAACUGUGUUCAUUGCCCUUCGAUGUGACUCAAACACUCUGGAUCGAGUUCUUCGCCAUCGAGUGGAGUCUAUGGUUGAACGUGGCUUGGUUGGUGAAUUAGAGGAUUUCGCACGCGCCCACGGUAUCGACGAGAGGGACGACGCACGUGGAGACGUGAGGCAGGCCAUCGGCUACGCGGAGUGGAAGACGUUUCUUCGAGCUCAGAUUGAUAACGAUGUAACGACCCUCACGGUCGACGAAGUCGACAAGUUGCGCACGGAAGCGAUCGAAUCGACUAUUCUAAACACUUGCCGACUUGCGAAACGUCAGCAGGCGCGAGUGCAGACGUUCGUCACUCGAUAUGGCUGGCCUGUAAAGUAUGUCAAUUCGACGCUCUCCCUGAUCGAUUUUCUUUCAAACAUGUCUCGUUUUGAACAGACCUGGCAGGAGACCGUGGUGGACGUCGCAUUGGAAGCGUGCGAAUGCGUGCGAAAUAGCAUUAAGUACAGACAAGACACCGAUCCGACACCACAAAACGUAAGUUCACCUUCAGACGAGUGGACAGUCCGUCGAUGCGAGUGUUGCGACAAGACGCUUCGAGGCGACGUUGAGUGGAGAGCGCACGUGAGUGGUAGACGACAUCGAAAGGUGGCCUCGGCUGCGCGCAAGCGACAAAAAGGAGAAUUCGGUCACAGACACCCGUCUAGAUCGGUAGGACUUAGCGAAAUUAGCGAUUAG